ACUUCCAUCUCCGGUUUGUUUUUCUUAAUUACUACUCUAUUUGGUUCUCUGACAUUACGGUUUCAUACAUUUGUCGAAAGUUACCAUUCCAUCAUGGCUACCGCCGAGGAUAAACACGUCCCGUAUCUUCACGGUGAUCUUGUCCUUACGAUCAUCGAGGUUCGAAGGGUUCUGAAUUGGGCCACCGGGAAGGGCGAUGGAAUCGAGGAGCUUAAUAACCUCGACCCCCGUAAGGCUAUCUUCGGCGACUCUUAUGUUACAGUGUUAGUGCCGCAAGCCACUUUGGGGCGCACUCGUAUCAUUGAGAAGAACUCUCAGAAUCUAUUCUGGAACGACCAGUUUUUUAUUCCCUUGGCUCACCCUGCAACUGAACUCGAGUUUCAAGUUAUAGUCAAGAGUUUCUUUGGGCCCAAGGUUAUUGGGAAGGCAAAAAUUCCAGCGGAAAAAAUGGCCAACGGCAAGGAUAUCUCGGGAUGGUUCCGAAUCGUCCGAUCCAGCUGUAUUAAGACACACAAAGCCUUGCGACUGAAGAUGAAAUUUACGCCGUGUGAAACAAAUCCAAUAUACCGCUAUGGCAUUGCCGGUGAUCCUAAGCUGGAAGGAGUUCGAAACACGUAUUUUCCGUUACGAAAGGGAAAUCAAGUGACGCUGUACCAGGACGCUCACGUGAGGAAGGAGUCCUUGCCUCACGUUACGCUUGAGGGAGAUCAGGUUUAUAAGCCAGGCACGUGCUGGGAGGACAUUUGCGAAGCCAUUUUAGAUGCUCGUCAUCUGAUCUACAUUAUGGGGUGGUCUGUGUUUGUGAAGAUUAAGCUCGUUAGAGAGCCCACUCGGCCGUUGCCGAGUGGUGGUGAUUUGACACUCGGUAAGUUGCUGAAGUAUAAAUCGCAGGAAGGUGUCAGAGUUGUGUUGUUGAUUUGGGAGGAUAAGACAUCCCGUGACGAGUUCGGAGUCAAAACGGUAGGAUUGAUGGCAACUCACGAUAAAGAAACGAAGAGGUUUUUCAAGGAUUCAUCUGUGAAUUGUGUGCUAGCACCACGUUAUGCUAGUAGGGAGUGUAGCUUUUUCAAACAACAGACUGUUAGUACCAUCUUUACACACCAUCAGAAAUGUGUUGUUGUUGACACACAAGCAUCCGGUAAUAAUCGGAAGAUAACAUCAUUUAUAGGAGGUAUUGAUCUCUGUGAUGGUCGCUAUGACACCCCUGACCAUCGUCUCUUUCGUGAUCUCAACACUGUGUUCAAGGAUGAUUUCCAUAAUCCUUCGUAUCCUACUGGAACCAAGGCUCCAAGACAGCCAUGGCAUGAUUUGCACUGCAGAAUUGAAGGGCCAGCUGCACAUGAUGUUCGUAUAAACUUUGAGCAGUGUUGGAGGCAAGCAACUCCGCGCGCAAAAUCCACUCGAAACUUUAAAAAGGUUUCUCAUUUGCAAGACGAUUCUCUGCAAGAUGAUUCUCUGCUUAAGAUAGAGCGCAUCGCAGCGAUAUUAAGUCCUUCCGUAUCUGUGUCAAGUGAUGGAACCACACUAGUUCCACAGGAUGGCGACGUAGUACAGGUUUCCAAGGAAGAAAAUCCUGAAACCUGGAAUGUUCAGAUUUUCCGGUCCAUUGACUCAGGAUCACUGGAAGGAUUUCUAAAGGAUGUUAACAAGGCUGAGAAUCAGAAGAACCUUAUCCGCGCAAAAGACUCGGUAAUAGACAAGAGCAUUCAAAUGGCAUACAUUCAAGCCAUCAGAUCUGCUCAGCGUUUCAUAUAUAUUGAAAAUCAGUAUUUUAUUGGAUCAUCUUAUGCAUGGCCAUCGUAUAAAGAUGCAGGAGCUGAUAACCUUAUCCCUAUGGAGUUGGCACGAAAGAUUGAAAGUAAAAUUAGAGCUAAUGAGAGAUUUGCGGUGUAUGUUAUCAUACCUAUGUGGCCUGAGGGUGAUUCAAAUUCUUGCCCUGUGCAAGAAAUUCUGGUUUGGCAGAGCCAGACAAUGCAGAUGAUGUAUAGAAUUGUUGCACAGGCACUGAAAGAUAUGCAGAGGAAUGCACAUCCACAAGAUUACCUCAAUUUUUAUUGCCUUGGUAAACGGGAAGCAAACCCAGAUGUGUCAACCAGUAGUGGUGAAAAGGUAUCUAAAUCACAAGAACAUCAGCGGUUUAUGAUAUAUGUCCAUGCUAAGGGAAUGAUAGUAGAUGAUGAAUAUGUGAUAGUGGGAUCUGCCAACAUUAAUGAAAGAUCAAUGGCUGGCAGUAGAGACACUGAAAUAGCCAUGGGUGCAUAUCAGCCGCAUCAUGCUUGGGCGAAAAACAAGAGGCAUCCAUAUGGCCAGAUCUAUGGAUUUAGGAACUCACUUUGGGCAGAGCAUCUUGGUGAGCUGGAGGCUUGCUUCGAGAAGCCUGAAAGUUUGGACUGUGUAACGACAGUAAACCGGAUCGCUCGAGACAACUGGUAUAAAUUCACCACUAAGAAUUUCACGCAACUCCAGGGCCACCUUCUAAAAUAUCCACUUACGGUAGAGAUUGAUGGGACAUUAAGCCCUCUACGGGGACACGAGAAAUUUCCAGAUACAGGUGGUGAAGUCAUUGGAAGGCGUUCCUGGAUUUUGAAUGCUACUUUGACCACAUAAUUCCACCUCCCAUUAUUUUGUUUGUUGAAACGCUGGAGGAAAAACAUCGGAAAGACAAUCAGGUUUUUUUAUUUAUCUUUCU
Molecule: messenger RNA, 2689 nt
Organism: Pistacia vera
Lineage: Eukaryota; Viridiplantae; Streptophyta; Magnoliopsida; Sapindales; Anacardiaceae
Product: phospholipase D delta-like
Exons: 10
Coding region: 94-2607 (837 amino acids)
Biological process (GO): phosphatidylcholine metabolic process; phospholipid catabolic process
Cellular component (GO): plasma membrane
Molecular function (GO): D-type glycerophospholipase activity; calcium ion binding
Source: RefSeq, a predicted model, not a curated record